AUGGGCUCCCAUCCCGACGCUGAUUUGCAUGCAUCUGCAACUGGCCCGGCGGCGAAGAUUGUCGAGGCCCACCAGAAAGAAGAGCCGUUGAAGCUGUACUCGGGCUGGUUCUGUCCUUUCGUUCAAAGGGCCUGGACAGUCUUAGAGGAGAAGAGCAUCCCCUAUCAAUACAUCGAAGUGAACCCCUACAACAAGCCCAAAUCCCUCUUAGACCUCAACCCCCGCGGCCUCGUCCCCACCCUCCAGUACGACAACAAACCCCUCUACGAAUCCACCGUCAUCUGCGAGUUCCUCGAAGAAGCCUUCCCCACCCACACCCCUCAUCUCCUCCCCUCGGACCCCUACGACCGCGCCCGCACGAGGAUUUGGACAGAUUUCUGCACCACCAGGAUCAUCCCGUCUUUCCAUCGGUUGCUGCAGUUCCAGCCGAUGAGCGAUAAGGAGGGGCUGGAGGAAGCGCGGCGGGAGUUCUUGGGGAAAUGGAGGGAGUUUGCCGCUGAGAUGGAGGGGGAGGGGCCGUUUUUCAUGGGCAAGGAGCCCGGGUUGAUUGAUUUCGUUGUUGCGCCUUGGGCGUUGCGUCUUUGGGUCUUUGAUCAUUACAAAGAAGGCCUUGGGCUGCCGGCUGAGGGCAAGGGUGGCGAGGACGAAGCUACCUGGGCGAGGUUCAGGAAGUGGUUGAAGGCCAUUGAGGAGCGGCCUAGUCUGAAGAACACGAUGAGCGAGAAGGAGCAUUACUUGCCCAUUUACCAACGUUACGCCGACAAUACGGCGCAGAGUGAGUUGGCGAAGGCUACGAGGAAGGGCAGGGGUGUGCCGUAG
Molecule: messenger RNA, 819 nt
Organism: Saxophila tyrrhenica
Lineage: Eukaryota; Fungi; Ascomycota; Dothideomycetes; Mycosphaerellales; Extremaceae
Exons: 5
Coding region: 1-819 (272 amino acids)
Cellular component (GO): cytoplasm
Molecular function (GO): glutathione transferase activity
Source: RefSeq, a predicted model, not a curated record